AUGCUGCCUACAAAACCCUUGUCUGCCAGCAAACAUAAGAAGUCCUGGGCCCCAAAUCUGUAUGAGCUAGACAGUGACUUGUCUAACGAGCCGGAUGCCAUCGUAGGAGAAGGCCCAAGUGACUCUGAAUUCUUUCAUCAGAGGUUUCGGAACUUCCUCUAUGUAGAAUUUGUGGGGCCUCGGAAGACCCUGAUCAAACUCCGAAACCUCUGCCUCAAUUGGUUGCAGCCGGAGACUCGCACCAAGGAGGAGAUCAUCGAGCUCUUAGUCCUUGAGCAGUACCUGACUAUCAUCCCUGAGAGGCUCAAGCCUUGGGUGCGAGCCAAACGGCCAGGGAGCUGUGAGAAGCUCGUCACCCUGCUGGAGCGCCACCAUCAGAUGUACCAGCCAGAAGACGACUACAGUGACGUAACUACCAGCGACGACGACGACAUGAGACGGAACAGAGAAAGCCCGCCGCCUCGUCCCGAGCGUUCCUUCAGCAGUGAUCGGGACUAUGUCUGGGACCCGGACUGGAACAGGAGAGGCAGAAGCAGAGACCUGGAACCCCGAGACCGCUGGGCGUACCCCAGGAGUCCAAGAAGCAGGCUGCCUCACCGUGAUCGUUCCCUUCCUGUUAUGUCGAAAUCAAGCUUUGAAAUGGACAGAGAGGAUGACAGGGACCCACCGGAUUAUGAACCCCAAUGCCAGGAUGAUGAGUCAUACCAGAAUGCCAUGGACACGGACGACGACAGGAAACCUCAGAAUCCAAUCCAGGACAACAUGGAGAACUAUCGGAAGCUGCUCUCUCUAGGGGUACAACUUGCUGAAAAUGAUGGCCACUCCCACAUGAUGCAAGGCCACUCGUCAAGAUCCAAGAGAAGUGCCUACCCUAGCACCAGUCGAGGCCUGAAAACCAUGCCUGAAGCCAAAAAAUCAACCCACCGGCGUGGAAUUUGUGAAGAUGAAUCUUCUCAUGGAGUGAUCAUGGAAAAGUUCAUCAAGGAUGUGUCCCGCAGCUCCAGGUCCAGGAGAGCUAGAGAGGCAGCUGAGCGCUCGCACAGGUUCCCCAGAGUGGCCGACGAUGGUUGGAAGGAUGGGCCGUUCCAUCAGAGGGACUCAGCUAUUGAGCAGAGGGGUUAUGAAGGUAGUGCCUUCAGGGCAGGCUUCAGGCUUAACCCAAACCUGGCUUCUAGAAGGAGGGUCCUUGAAAGAAAGAGGCGCUAUCCUUUUGACACAGAUGGCCAGGGCCCGAGCUGUGACCAGAGGGCCAGGAAGAAGCCCUUUGAGUGUGGUGGUGAGGUGAGGAAGGCCCCUAGCGCCAGCAGCGCCAGCAGCGCCAGCAGCUCCAGCAGCGCCAGCAGCUCCAGCAGCCCCUCGUGCAGCACGGCCCGGCCGGCUGGCUUCGGCGCCAUGCCCUACGUGUGCGACGAGUGCGGGCGCUCGUUCAGUGUCAUCUCGGAGUUUGUCGAGCACCAGAUCAUGCACACUAGAGAGAACCUGUACGAGUACGGCGAGUCCUUCAUCCACAGCGUGGCCAUCAGUGAAGAUCAGCAAGGCCAGACUGGAGGGAAGCGUUUCGAAUGCAAGGAUUGUGGGGAAACCUUCCACAGGAGUGCCGCUCUGGCUCUGCAUCGGAAUGUCCACAGGGACUACCGCCUGGAAAGCCGGGAUCAGGGUUAUGAGGAGGCCUUCAUGCCCAGCCCAACCUUCAGCGAGCUGCAGAAGAUGUAUGGCAAAGACAAAUUCUAUGAGUGCAAGGUGUGUAAGGAAACCUUCCUUCAUAGCUCUGCCCUCAUUGAGCAUCAGAAAAUCCACGGCAGAAGAAACCUCAACGACGCCCGGGAGUUCGGGCGUGAGCGCCAGCGCGCCCGCCCGCGUGAGCUGGAGCGAGACGCCUUGCGGCCCAGCGCGGCCUUCGGCGGCUUCCAGAAGAUGUGUGGGAAGAAGCUGUACGAAUGCAGAGUGUGCGGGGACACGUUCCUCCACAGCUUCUCUCUGAAGGAACAUCUGAAGAUCCAUGCUCGGGGAAACCCAUUUGAAAAUAGGGGCAAAGUGUGCGAGGAAACCUUUAUCCCUGGUCAGUCUUUUAAGAGGCAUCAGCGAAUGUACAUCAAGGAGAAGCUCUAUGACUUCCUGCCGAGCUCAGACUUCAGUGCGUAUCCAAGACUUCGUUCUCGGAAGAGUCUCUUUGAAGGCCAAGGGUAUGGAAAGUCCAUCGUCCACAGCACGCCCUUCACAGAGUCUCAGAAGAGCCACACCAUAUCCAAGCCACCCGAAGAGGAGGAAGGCGAGAAGGCGACCGCCAGCAGCUCCAGCGCCAGUGCGAGCCAGGGCUCUCCCACCGGAGACAACACCUGGGAGAGGAAGCUGAGCGAGAGCUGCGUGACUCACAGCCUGGCCUCUGCUGCCGCUCCGAGGAGCCACAGCGCGGGAGGGCCCAGCAAACCGUGGGUGAUGGCAGAGUCCACCGGGCCGAGCUCCAGCCUCAGCAGCUACCAGAAAAUGUGUGCAGGAGGCAACAGCUCUGAAGGAAAGGAAUCCAUGAGAUCUGUAAUCCACGGCCUCGCCGCUCCCCGACCUCUGAAACGCCACUUGAUGAAUGACCUGAGUGGAUGCGAGGAGAGGGGAGAAUCCUCCAUUUACUUGCCGGACCUUGGUAAUAAGCGGCAGAAGAUUCUUGCUAGAGAGAACCCUUCCGAAGGGGCCGUGAAGAGCAAUCGCGAGGACUCUGUUACACAGGGUGUGUCCUCUGCCGGACCUCAGCAAAGCCCUGCAGGAGAGGGACCCAGUGAACCAAAGCAGGGUGCUGAGUUUCCUGUUCCCAGCUCAAGCGUCCGCCAGCAUCAGAAAGCUCGAGCUAAAAAGAAGUACCUUGAGCCUAGGAGCGGUGAGACCUCUGCCUUUUGUCCCCUGCCUUUUGGGGAGCUGCCGAGAAUUCGCCCAAGAGAGAAGCUCUAUGAAUGUCACGAGUGUGGGGAGUUCUUUGCUCACAUCUUCGACCUCACUGAGCAUCAGAAGAUUCAUGACAGAGAGAAGCCUUCUGGAAGCAGAAGCUAUCAACACUCCGUCACUUGCAGCUGGGCCCCCACUGACCCUCAGACAAGUUAUGCCCAAGAGCGCUAUGGUCAAGAGCAAGCACGCAACCAAGUUAGGUUCAGGCAGUAUUUUACUAACACCAGCAACCUUGGUGCACGCCAGAAGAGCCUCGGCAAGUCCCAUGGCGAGGAGCCCCGUGGCAAGGAGCCCCGCGGCGAGGAGCCCCAUGACAAAGAGACCCAGGGCCAGGAGACCGUUGAGUUUGCUGUGGUUCAGGGUUCCGACUCAGGUGAGCCUCCGAAGGAUGACUCCGUUUAUGAAUGUGAGGACUGCGGGCUGGGCUUCGUGGACCUCACAGACCUCACAGACCAUCAGAGCGUCCACAGCUCCAAGGCCACGUGUCUCGUGGACAGCCGCGAGUACACCCACUCUGUGAACCACACCCGCUCCGUCAGCGACUAUCAGAGAGACUACACCGGAGAGCAGCUCUACGAGUGCCCCAAGUGCGGCGAGUCUUUCAUCCACAGCUCGUUCCUUUUCGAGCACCAGCGAGUCCACGAGCAGGACCAGCUCUACGCCCUGAAGGCGUGCGAUGACGCCUUCGUGUCUGUCCUGCCCGCGAGGCCGCGGAAGAGCCGCGCCGCCGAGAGGAGCCCCGCCGUCGCCGGGCCGUCCGUCCGGUGCUGUCAGUGCGGCCAGGCUUUCAGCCACGGCUCUGCCCUGCACGAGCAUCUGAGGCUGCACAGAGCAGAGGAGCUGCUGGAGCGGAGGCGGCAGGCCCGGGAGGCCAUCGCCUCACGCCUGGCGCUCGCCGCGCUGCAGGGGAGCGGGAGCCAAGAGAAACUCUUCCGCUGCACCGUGUGCGGGGAGAGCUUCCUCACGGCCUCCGAGCUGGGGGACCACCACGCCAGGGCCCACAAGGACGAGCCCUACGACUACGGCCCCGCCUUCACCCACACCUCGUUCCUCGCCGAGCCUCUCAAAGGAGCCAGCCCGGUCUUCGCUCACAGCGCCAUCCUCCCCGAGCACAGGGAGCUCCGGCCUCAGGGCGGCCGCGAUGGCGACGAAGACGCCGCCCGGGCCGCGGGAGCCAACGUCCUGGUCAUCCCGCAGGAAGUGCUGCAGAUCCAGGGGUCAAACGUGGAGGCCGCCGAGCCCGAGGUGGAGGCCGCCGAGCCCGAGGUGGAGGCCGCCGAGCCGAACGGGGAGGCUGCAGAGCCAGACGGAGAGGCGGAGCAGCCGAACGAGGAGGCUGACGAGGCCGAGCAUCCACACCUAGAUGCUGACGAGCCAGACGGUGCCGACAUCGAAGACCCCGAAGAGAGAGUGGAUGAGCCGGAGGGGGAUGCCGACGAGCCUGACGGUGAGGAAGAAGAGGAGGAGGAAGAGGAGGAGGAAGAGGAGGAGGAAGGUGAAGAUCAGGAGAUUGAGAUUGAAGAGCCAUGCUACGACUGCCAGGAGUGCACGGAGACCUUCACUUCCGGGGCGGCGUUCAGCGAGCACCUCAAAGCCCACGCCAGCGUGAUCGUGUUUGAGCCGGAAGAUGCCUUCGGGGAGUGCUCCAGCUACACCCAACACGCCGGCGCCGGCGCUGCGCACCAAGCCGACGACAAGUACUUCAAGUGCGACGUCUGUGGGCAGCUCUUCAGCGACUACCUGUCUCUCACCACUCACCAGAGCACCCACACUGGCUGA
Molecule: messenger RNA, 4713 nt
Organism: Ochotona curzoniae (black-lipped pika)
Lineage: Eukaryota; Metazoa; Chordata; Mammalia; Lagomorpha; Ochotonidae
Gene: PEG3
Product: paternally expressed 3
Exons: 9
Coding region: 1-4713 (1570 amino acids)
Biological process (GO): regulation of transcription by RNA polymerase II
Molecular function (GO): RNA polymerase II cis-regulatory region sequence-specific DNA binding; DNA-binding transcription factor activity, RNA polymerase II-specific
Source: RefSeq, a predicted model, not a curated record